Molecule: messenger RNA, 4453 nt
Organism: Nomascus leucogenys (northern white-cheeked gibbon)
Lineage: Eukaryota; Metazoa; Chordata; Mammalia; Primates; Hylobatidae
Gene: EPHA4
Product: EPH receptor A4
Biological process (GO): axon guidance; cell surface receptor protein tyrosine kinase signaling pathway; protein phosphorylation
Cellular component (GO): plasma membrane; neuron projection
Molecular function (GO): transmembrane-ephrin receptor activity; ATP binding; protein binding
Source: RefSeq, a predicted model, not a curated record
ACCGGCCGGGCCCGCCCCCUUGGCAAUGUCUUCAGCCCGCUGCUCUCCUAACUUAAGCAUUUAUUCCACUGGGAUAGAAGCGGCAGGAGCAGCGUUGGCACCGGCGAACCAUGGCUGGGAUUUUCUAUUUCGCCCUCUUUUCGUGUCUCUUCGGGAUUUGCGACGCUGUCACCGGUUCCAGGGUUUACCCCGCGAAUGAAGUUACCUUAUUGGAUUCCAGAUCUGUUCAGGGAGAACUUGGGUGGAUAGCAAGCCCUCUGGAAGGAGGGUGGGAGGAAGUGAGUAUCAUGGAUGAAAAAAAUACACCAAUCCGAACCUACCAAGUGUGCAAUGUGAUGGAACCCAGCCAGAAUAACUGGCUACGAACUGAUUGGAUCACCCGAGAAGGGGCUCAGAGGGUGUAUAUUGAGAUUAAGUUCACUUUGAGGGACUGUAAUAGUCUUCCGGGCGUCAUGGGGACUUGCAAGGAGACGUUUAACCUGUACUACUAUGAAUCAGACAACGACAAAGAGCGUUUCAUCAGAGAGAACCAGUUUGUCAAAAUUGACACCAUUGCUGCUGAUGAGAGCUUCACCCAAGUGGACAUUGGUGACAGAAUCAUGAAGCUGAACACCGAGAUCCGGGAUGUAGGGCCAUUAAGCAAAAAGGGGUUUUACCUGGCUUUUCAGGAUGUGGGGGCCUGCAUUGCCCUGGUAUCAGUCCGUGUGUUCUAUAAAAAGUGUCCACUCACAGUUCGCAAUCUGGCUCAGUUUCCUGACACCAUCACAGGGGCUGAUACGUCUUCCCUGGUGGAAGUUCGAGGCUCCUGUGUCAACAACUCAGAAGAGAAGGAUGUGCCAAAAAUGUACUGUGGGGCAGAUGGUGAAUGGCUGGUACCCAUUGGCAACUGCCUAUGCAACGCUGGGCAUGAGGAGCGGAGCGGAGAAUGCCAAGCUUGCAAAAUUGGAUAUUACAAGGCUCUCUCCACGGAUGCCACCUGUGCCAAGUGCCCACCCCACAGCUACUCUGUCUGGGAAGGAGCCACCUCGUGCACCUGUGACCGAGGCUUUUUCAGAGCUGACAACGAUGCUGCCUCUAUGCCCUGCACCCGUCCACCAUCUGCUCCCCUGAACUUGAUUUCAAAUGUCAACGAGACAUCUGUGAACUUGGAAUGGAGUAGCCCGCAGAAUACAGGUGGCCGCCAGGACAUUUCCUAUAAUGUGGUAUGCAAGAAAUGUGGAGCUGGUGACCCCAGCAAGUGCCGACCCUGUGGAAGUGGGGUCCACUACACCCCACAGCAGAAUGGCUUGAAGACCACCAAAGUCUCCAUCACCGACCUCCUAGCUCAUACCAAUUACACCUUUGAAAUCUGGGCUGUGAAUGGAGUGUCUAAAUAUAACCCUAACCCAGACCAAUCAGUUUCUGUCACUGUGACAACCAACCAAGCAGCACCAUCAUCCAUUGCUUUGGUCCAGGCUAAAGAAGUCACAAGAUACAGUGUGGCACUGGCUUGGUUGGAACCAGAUCGGCCCAAUGGGGUAAUCCUGGAAUAUGAAGUCAAGUAUUAUGAGAAGGAUCAGAAUGAGCGAAGCUAUCGUAUAGUUCGGACAGCUGCCAGGAACACAGAUAUCAAAGGCCUGAACCCUCUCACUUCCUACGUUUUCCACGUGCGAGCCAGGACAGCAGCUGGCUAUGGAGACUUCAGUGAGCCCUUGGAGGUCACAACCAACACAGUGCCUUCCCGGAUCAUUGGAGAUGGGGCCAACUCCACAGUCCUUCUGGUCUCUGUCUCAGGCAGUGUGGUGCUGGUGGUAAUUCUCAUUGCAGCUUUUGUCAUCAGCCGGAGACGGAGUAAAUACAGUAAAGCCAAACAAGAAGCGGAUGAAGAGAAACAUUUGAAUCAAGGUGUAAGAACAUAUGUGGACCCCUUUACGUAUGAAGAUCCCAACCAAGCAGUUCGAGAGUUUGCCAAAGAAAUUGACGCAUCCUGCAUUAAGAUUGAAAAAGUUAUAGGAGUUGGUGAAUUUGGUGAGGUAUGCAGUGGGCGUCUCAAAGUGCCUGGCAAGAGAGAGAUCUGUGUGGCUAUCAAGACUCUGAAAGCUGGUUAUACAGACAAACAGAGGAGAGACUUCCUGAGUGAGGCCAGCAUCAUGGGACAGUUUGACCAUCCAAACAUCAUUCACUUGGAAGGCGUGGUCACUAAAUGUAAACCAGUAAUGAUCAUAACAGAGUACAUGGAGAAUGGCUCCUUGGAUGCAUUCCUCAGGAAAAAUGAUGGCAGAUUUACAGUCAUUCAGCUGGUGGGCAUGCUUCGUGGCAUUGGGUCUGGGAUGAAGUAUUUAUCCGAUAUGAGCUAUGUGCAUCGUGAUCUGGCCGCACGGAACAUCCUGGUGAACAGCAACUUGGUCUGCAAAGUGUCUGAUUUUGGCAUGUCCCGAGUGCUUGAGGAUGAUCCGGAAGCAGCUUACACCACCAGGGGUGGCAAGAUUCCUAUCCGGUGGACUGCGCCAGAAGCAAUUGCCUAUCGUAAAUUCACAUCAGCAAGUGAUGUAUGGAGCUAUGGAAUCGUUAUGUGGGAAGUGAUGUCGUACGGGGAGAGGCCCUACUGGGAUAUGUCCAAUCAAGAUGUGAUUAAAGCCAUUGAGGAAGGCUAUCGGUUACCCCCUCCAAUGGACUGCCCCAUUGCACUCCACCAGCUGAUGCUAGACUGCUGGCAGAAGGAGAGGAGCGACAGGCCUAAAUUUGGGCAGAUUGUCAACAUGUUGGACAAACUCAUCCGCAACCCCAACAGCUUGAAGAGGACAGGGACGGAGAGCUCCAGACCUAACACUGCCUUGUUGGAUCCAAGCUCCCCUGAAUUCUCUGCUGUGGUAUCAGUGGGCGAUUGGCUCCAGGCCAUUAAAAUGGACCGGUAUAAGGAUAACUUCACAGCUGCUGGUUAUACCACACUAGAGGCUGUGGUGCACGUGAACCAGGAGUAAGUACUCAACGAUGUAACACGAAAGGGGACCUGGCAAGAAUUGGUAUCACAGCCAUCACACACCAGAAUAAGAUUUUGAGCAGUGUCCAGGCAAUGCGAACCCAAAUGCAGCAGAUGCACGGCAGAAUGGUUCCCGUCUGAGCCAGUACUGAAUAAACUCAAAACUCUUGAAAUUAGUUUACCUCAUCCAUGCACUUUAAUUGAAGAACUGCACUUUUUUACUUCGUCUUUGCCCUCUGAAAUUAAAGAAAUGAAAAAAAAAUAUCUGCAGCGUUGCUUGGUGUACAGAUUGCUGAAACUGUGGAGCUGACAGAAAUGACUGCCGGUCAUUUGAAUUAGACCUGGAACAAACCGUUUCUCAGAAGUACUUUUCUGUUCAUCACCAGUCUGUAAAAUACAUGUACCUAUAGAAAUAGAACACUGCCUCUGAGUUUUGAUGCUGUAUUUGCUGCCGGACACUGAGCUUCUGAGACAUCCCUGAUUCUCUCUCCAUUUGGAAUUACAACCAUUGUAUUUUGUUUGUGGCAUAAAUUACAGUCAUCUCUCUUUCACUGGAAUGAAGACCAUGCCUAGGAACAAUUUUUAAGGACUCAGCUGUGGCUUUUAGGGCUUGGUUCAUACCAUGGGGAAAAAAAAAAUCCUAGGAGAAAGCUAUGUGGCUCAUUAGUGUUGCCUCUUCAGUGCUCAAGCCACCUGGUGGAUUCCUAUGACACAGCGGGGCUGGAAAGAAAGGGAAAGUGGAUUUAAAAUAUAUAUAUACAUAACCCAAGCCCCAUAACCCCUAACUGAACAAAUGAGGUCUGUUUCUUUGGGCCUGAGGCUGUGCCAUAUAAAGUCUCAUUUUGGGACUCUACAAACUUGUCCUAACUAUCUUAUGGAUAGUGGGCUGUGACAAUCUGGAAUAGAGAACGUUCACACUUCGCUCCUUUAAAGAAGCGACCCCAGAUCUGCAAGGGAGUAGAUUCUGCUAUCUCGGCCUCACAGCCCUUCCUGUUGAUUACAAAGCCCGUGGAAGAAAACAGAACACACCCUCCUCAGUUCCGUCUAAAUGUGUUUCUUCUGCUUCAAUUAAUGCCAGUUCUGGGGCAAAGACACUGAUGAAACAACACCCAUACCUGAAAAGAAUAAAUGUGUGACUUUCAAAUUCCCUUUCCCAGUGAAAGAAACAGCAAACACUUAAGAUUCAGCAUCUGUUCUCCAGUUGCACUGAGGAAUGCACUGUCUCGCAGCACCAGCUCUGCAGAGCCCUUGCCCCCGGACUCUUUGCGGUUUUAUUUAUAUGUAUUUCCAUAUUUCAUUCCUGUAUGUCACUGCUGCAUUGGUGUGGCAGCAAGUGACCAAAUGCUACAGGUCUUACUAUGGACACCAGGUCAGGCGCAACCACACAAAACAAAGCCAGUUCCAUGGGCUGCCUAUGAUAUGCAUUGCGGAAGUAACAUUUUACCCAGGGUGUGCCAUUGCAGUGAUAUAAAUAUAUUUUUUUCUUAGACUAAA